Ilex paraguariensis (yerba mate) is the source of this 531-nucleotide messenger RNA. The record is from the annotation of a GenBank genome assembly. NCBI's taxonomy places the organism in Eukaryota, Viridiplantae, Streptophyta, Magnoliopsida, Aquifoliales, Aquifoliaceae.
AUGAAAAUUUUUGACCAAUGGCAAGCUUCUCUAAGACGCUGGAUUAAUGAUGAAACAAAGAAAUUGGGCCUUGUAAUUGCCCAUUUGAUUGGUGUAUGGUGUGAGUUUGGGCCACAAGGCCCACAACCAAAACGACACCGUUGCAGAAAAGGACGAGUCCCACCGCCUCAUGUGUCUAAAGCUCAGGCGCCGCCGGUCUCUCUCUGGGGACCGAGAGAGAGUUCUCUUCUAGCGGCGGAGACAAAAACGAAGAAGAAGAUGGCGAGCAAUCUGGGCCGUCUAUUCACAUCAGCAAUCGAGCUUUCCAAGCCUCCAAAGUUAUCUCUAUCCUUCGGCAGAUCCGAACUCUCGAUCUCAGCGAUUCGACUUAUUUGGUCUUCGACGCAGCGAAAACAAUCUCAUCAAGAAAACCCCAAGGAACCAGAAGGUGAGGUCUCGGAAAACUCAGAGAAGCUCGAAAGUGAAGAUGACGAUACUCGCAAUGGCGAUGCUGAAGAUGAGGAUAUGAGGACAGUGAUGGCGUUCAAGUGA